Etheostoma spectabile (orangethroat darter) is the source of this 910-nucleotide messenger RNA. It is a transcript of the gene rgs5a, whose product is annotated as regulator of G protein signaling 5a. The transcript is spliced from 5 exons. The coding region runs from base 113 to 664 and encodes 183 amino acids. The record is from RefSeq and is a predicted model, not a curated record. NCBI's taxonomy places the organism in Eukaryota, Metazoa, Chordata, Actinopteri, Perciformes, Percidae.
UCUCCAUGUGCUGAAAACCAGAGUCAGAACAGAAAAAGGACUCUAAGACUUACAUUGAGCUAACAGGAAGACUGAAAUCACUCUCAAAUACUACGACUGAAGCCAUUGGAAAAUGUGUAAAGGAUUAGCUGCCUUACCCCAAACCUGCCGAGAAAGGGCGAAGGAGAUCAAGACUAAAUUGGGCGUUUUACUGCAGAAGCCGGAAAAUGGCAUCGAUCUCAUCAUCCCCUACCCGGAGAAGACUGAGAAGAAGCCAGAGAAGCCGCAGAAGCCUACUCCGGAGGAGGCUGCUCAGUGGCGUGAGAGUCUGGACCGAGUCCUGAACAACAGCUAUGGUCUGGCUGCUUUCCGUAGCUUCCUGCAGUCUGAGUUCAGUGAUGAGAACAUUGAGUUCUGGGUGACCUGCGAGGACUUCAAGAAGACCAAGAACCCCGUCAAGAUGGCCGCCAAGGCCAAGAAGAUCUAUGAAGACUUCAUCCAGUCUGAGGGACCCAGAGAGGUGAACAUUGAUCACUUCACCAAGGAUGUUACCCUGAGGAACCUGGUUGAUCUCUCCCCUAAUACCUUCGACCUGGCCCAGAAGAGGAUCUUCGCCCUGAUGGAGAAAGACUCCUUCGGUCGUUUCCUUCGCUCUGAGCAGUAUCAGGAGCUCCUGGUUAACUAAGCCAGAGCACAGUCUGAGGAGCUGGGGUCGGGGAGGUUUCAAAGAGCAGUUAGUACACAUGAAAAUAAUGCGGAAUACAUUUUUGAAGUUAAAUCUUUCUAAUAAACUACCAUUGUCUCAGACAACUUGAGAAACAAAGACUAAUAUUAUAUAAUAUAAAAUGAGAUGAUAUAUUUCCUUACUUGAAUAUAACUAAAGUGAAAGACUGCCUUUUGAAAUUACCCUAUACCUCCCCAACCAACACAC